This is a messenger RNA of Ostertagia ostertagi, 228 nucleotides long. The record is from the annotation of a GenBank genome assembly. Lineage: Eukaryota; Metazoa; Nematoda; Chromadorea; Rhabditida; Trichostrongylidae.
AUGCGUAACGGAUAUCACGGAAUGACACAAGCCGUCAUUGGAGCGACAAAUAUCGGAACCUGGAAACAGCCGAUGCCGUCCGGUUUCGGUGUUUUGAAGGCGAUGGCAGCCGAUCCAUAUUCAGGACCAUGGGGAGGAAAGAAGUGCCGCGACUCGCCAAUUCAGACGAAGCGCGACUGCUCAUGCAAGGAUGGCGAGUGCAAAGCCACAGAUAAGUGCGUUAGUUGA